This is a messenger RNA of Oncorhynchus nerka (sockeye salmon), 3088 nucleotides long. Its product is annotated as zinc finger and BTB domain-containing protein 14-like. The coding region runs from base 574 to 1725 and encodes 383 amino acids. The record is from RefSeq and is a predicted model, not a curated record. Gene Ontology annotation, cellular component: nucleus. Gene Ontology annotation, biological process: regulation of transcription by RNA polymerase II. The transcript is spliced from 2 exons. Gene Ontology annotation, molecular function: protein binding; DNA-binding transcription factor activity, RNA polymerase II-specific. NCBI's taxonomy places the organism in Eukaryota, Metazoa, Chordata, Actinopteri, Salmoniformes, Salmonidae.
AUGUCAAAAAAUGUCGUAACAGGUUAGGAGAAUAUACCCAGCAGUUUAGGAUAAUUAACGUACCGGGUUAGGAGAAUUAGGUUAAUAUUAUGAAAAAGGGUUACGGGUAGAUAAAAUUGGUUUUUUUAUUAUUUUGUUUUACUUUUGACGUUAAAUUGACAUAAAGUGUAUCCCAUCUAGCAGUGACCCGCGCGUCGUCGACUGCAGCCUUGCGUGACAACACCAGAAAAGGGGGAUUCGUGUAUCGCGUAAUGCUGUUUAUUCUGUCUCUCGACAAUUUGUUAUUCUCGAAGGGGGGGGGAAUCGUAUAUUUUCACGUUUAAUCGACACGUCGAACAAUGUGAAAUGUUCUAUUUUGUGUUGUAAAGUGGAUAAAAGUUAAGGAAAACCUUGAAAUGGAGGCUUGCUGAGCAAAAUGGCUGGGCGCACUGAAAUGUGAAACAUUUGUAAGGUUAAACAGUAUCAGCAGAAAUAACUGGCACGCAAGGGCGCAGAAAUACCUUCUUUUUCCACCUCUGGAUGUGAAACAUCACUGUAAGCCAGUUAUAAAUAUCCCUAAAUAAACCUGCAAUCAUGGGUGAAUUCCUGAAAUACAUCGACUACGAUCACAAGACCAGUUUCCUGAAGAUGUUGAACCAGCAGAGGAUGGAAGGGGACCACUGUGACGUCGUGGUUGUGGUGGAAAACGUUGAGUUCAGAGCUCACCGCUGUGUCCUGGCCGCCUGCAGCAUCUACCUCAAGAAGCUGUUUAAAAAACAGAACGAUGUGGACAACUCCAUCGUGGAGCUCGACUUCAUCCGUUCAGACAUCUUCGAGGAGGUCCUCAAUUACAUGUACACCGCCAGGCUCGCCGUCCGCAAAAAGGACAUCAACCUCAUGAUGUCAUCCGGACAGGUCCUGGGGAUCACGUUCCUCGACAACCUGUGUUCACAGAAACGUGAGCCCAACAUGAAGCCGAGUCGUGAGAACCAGGCGCCAGGGGACGGUAUGAGAGCCCAGGACGCCAUUUUGAAAGAGUUGGCCAUGGAGGAGGUGAGGAAGAACAGUUUCUACGAUGGAGGGAUGGAGGCCAUGGGCUCCGGGGGGCCUCACGGGGUCCCUCCUCACUUCGGCGGGAACAUGUCUAAAGACCCCCACAGCGCCCACGGCUGGACCUCCUCUUCCUCCUCCUCCAGCGAUAUGAAGCUUGACUACCUGCUGUACGGCCACCGCUCUGACGGCAUCCACCCGGGAAUGAAACCAGGCGGAGACGGCCCCAAGAAAGACAAGUCCCACCUGGCCCACCGUCCGUUCGCUUGCGAGGUGUGCCCCAAAACCUUUACCACCCAGGCCCACCUCAAAGAGCACCUGAAGAUCCACACGGGCUUUAAACCGCACCGCUGCCUAGUCUGUGGCAAGGCGUUCAUACGAGGGCCCGACUUAAAGCGGCACGAGAGGGUCCACAGCAACGAGAGACCCUUCGGAUGCCAGAUGUGUGAAAAGGCCUUCAAGCACAAGUCUCACCUGCGAGACCAUGAGCGGCAGCACCGAGGGGAGAGGCCCUUCAACUGCGGCUCCUGUGAAAAGGCGUUCAUCAAAGCGUCCGACCUGAAGCGCCACUGGAACACGAUGCACAGCCAGCGCAGAACGCUGUCCCCUGCCGCCGCCGCCCCGGGCAGCAUCCAGGGAGACGCCGACACGCAGAGCCAGAGGGACUGGAAGCUAGAGGCUGGGCCACACUCGUAAGGACAGACUGUUACACACACACACCAAGCAUACAUAGUGACAAACACACACACACCAAGCAUACAUAGUGACACACACACACACCAAGCAUACAUAGUGACACACACACACACCAAGCAUACAUAGUGACACACACACACACCAAGCAUACAUAGUGACACACACACACACCAAGCAUACAUAGUGACACACACACACACCAAGCAUACAUAGUGACACACACACACACCAAGCAUACAUAGUGACACACACACACACCAAGCAUACAUAGUGACACACACACACACCAAGCAUACAUAGUGACACACACACACCAAGCAUACAUAGUAACACACACACCAAGCCUACAUAGUGACACACACACACACCAAGCAUACAUAGUGACACACACACCAAGCCUACAUAGUGACACACAGACAUGAAUACACGGCCUGUGAUAUGUAUUGAUGUGUGAUAUCCUGAUGAGAAGACGAAAGGAUCGUAACUUGUCUGUUACUGGCAUGACCCAAUGGACUCUAAUCUGAUCCUGUUGAAUCGUUGAGCUAUGUAUGUUUUUCAUUUAUCCCCCCCCCCCCAAAAAAAAAAAAAAUAAUGUAAAAAAUAAUAAUAAUAAUCAUGUAAAACUUUUACUUGUCUAUGUACUUCUACGACCAGUAUAUUUUUCACAGGAAAAAACAUUGUUACUAUUUAGACAGAUACGGGGAGGAGGGAGGGAGGAGGGGGGGGUUCUUCUCUAUAAUAAUAAUUAUUAUAACUUUAUUACACUUUAUCUGUAACAUUUUUAAGUGUUUUUAUUUUUGUUUAACCUUCCUGGAUUUUAAGAGAGAGAGAAGAAGAAGAAGAAGAGAGAGAAGAAGAAAACGAUUCUCUGCAUAAAAUGUGUUGUUCCGUAUAUUCUCCUACAUGUUGAUUUUUAUUUUUUAAAUGGAUGUUUAGUUGUGCUGAUUUGAUUGAUAUUUACGCUGUAACCAGAGUCACCAUUCUUCAUUUUGAUACAGGUUAAAUAGCAACGUCUUGGGCCUGUUGUUGUUGUUGUUGUUGUUGAUGAUAGACAGCAAGGCUCCCGAGUCAAUUCUGGAAGUUAAAAGUUUAAAAAAUCCAACCUUUUGAUUUGACAAGCGAUGUGAAUCAUUGUCUGUUCACACCUUUUAGCAGCAUGAAUUCCGACUAGAUUUUACUGUUAUACAGUAUCACUAGCCCAUCAUCAAGAUACCAUCGGAGAGAGAGAGAGAGAGCACGUCUGUGUAUAUACUGUAGUGUGACUAGUUGCACAAUUUAAAACAUUUAGAACACAACACCGUUUUAUGCACAUUUAGCGUUGUUCUCUUACACACUGAAAAUAAAAACAUAUUUGAUGAGUUGA